Pipistrellus nathusii (Nathusius's pipistrelle) is the source of this 4698-nucleotide messenger RNA. NCBI's taxonomy places the organism in Eukaryota, Metazoa, Chordata, Mammalia, Chiroptera, Vespertilionidae. The record is from the annotation of a GenBank genome assembly.
AUGGAGGCUGGGUCAGUGGUUCGAGCCAUCUUUGACUUCUGCCCUAGUGUAUCAGAAGAACUGCCCCUCUUUGUGGGGGAUGUGAUUGAGGUGUUGGCAGUGGUGGAUGAGUUUUGGCUUCUAGGAAAGAAAGAGGAUGUUACAGGACAGUUCCCCAGUAGUUUUGUGGAAAUUGUGACCAUUCCCAGCCUAAAAGAAGGAGAGAGGCUGUUUGUCUGUAUCUGUGAAUUUACAUCCCAAGAAUUGAACAGUCUUCCCCUUUAUCGAGGUGACCUCGUGAUUCUCGAUGGCGCUCUCACUGCCGGCUGGCUGCAAGGCCGAAGCUGCUGGGGUGCCCGGGGCUUCUUCCCGUCCUCGUGCGUUCGGGAGCUCUGCCUGUCCUCGCAGAGCCGGCAGUGGCACAAGCAGAGUGCCCUGCUGCAGAUUCCCGACUACUCCAUGGGACAGGCCCGAGCGCUGAUGGGGCUCUCUGCCCAGCUGGAUGAGGAGCUGGACUUCAGAGAAGGGGAUGUGAUUACCAUUAUCGGAGUUCCUGAACCAGGCUGGUUUGAAGGGGAACUAGAGGGUCGAAGGGGCAUUUUCCCCGAAGGUUUUGUAGAACUUUUGGGGCCCCUGAGGACCGUGGAUGAGUCGGAGAGGUCUGGAAAUCACGAUGACUGCAUGGAAAACGGUGAAGUAGAUACCCCUACUGAAGAGGAGAGAGGGCUGGAAGAGGACGAUGAGCAGCCAGGGACCUACGGCAUCGCCCUCUACAGGUUCCAAGCCCUGGAGCCGAAUGAGUUGGAUUUCGAGGUAGGCGAUAAGAUCCGAAUUCUGGGGACCCUGGAAGAUGGCUGGCUGGAAGGAUCACUGAAGGGCAGGACAGGCAUCUUUCCUUACCGCUUUGUAAGUGUGUGUCCUAAAACAAAGGUGGAGGAAACUGUGGCCCCGCCACAGGAAAGCAGCCUUACCAGGGUCCCUGAACCGCCUUUGGAUUGCUCAGAGAACUCCUUAGUCCUGGGGGGAAAAGGACACGCAUCUCAUGAGUAUGAAGAAGAGACGUCCAGCUGUAUUAUUUCUGAAACAUCUGCUUCUCCCCCAGAUCAUCUGGCCUCUGAAUAUGAGCCAAACAAAAUCUCUCACUGGGACGAGGGCACCUCGAGGGGGCCGCCGAGAAGCCCAGGCCCAGGGCAUGAACAGCCUCUGGCCAGAGACUCUGCCACAAAGGACUCUUCAGAGGUAGUCAACGGCGUCUCCUCCCAACCUCAUGUGCCUUUUCACCCCCAACUGCAGAAAAACCAGUAUUAUUCUAGGGCAGGAGGGAGCCAUCCAAGCUCAGGGCAGUUCUCUGACCCUUUUCCUCUAGAAGCAAGAACGAGAGACUAUUCCAGCCUCCCUUCCAGAAAAACACACUCUCAGCCAAAGACUCUAGCGUCUCCUUUUCAUGAAGGCUCCUCUCUCCCAGCCUCUAGGGUGGUCAGGCCUAGCCAGUGGAGCCCUCAACUCCAGAGCAAGGCAAGGUGUCCCCAAAAGUACCACACACCCCAAGGGAAAAACGCUUCCCGCUUUUGUGCAGAGACGAAGCCUGGUCUGCGAGACAUGGCGCCCGCCGUGGAAACAUUGGCCCUUCCCCAGGGAGACGGCCACGUUGACCUGGAUUCGAAGUUGACGCAACAGCUGAUAGAGUUUGAGAAGAGCUUGUCAGGGUCUGGCUCUGAACCCGAUAAAAUUUUGCGCCACUUUUCAAUCAUGGACUUCAGCUCCGAGAAGGAUAUUGUCCGAGGUUCCUCAAAGCUCACCACCCAGCAGGAGCUGCCUGCGAGGAGAAAGGCCCUGAGGCCACCGCCACCCCGGCCAGCAUCCAGUCCUCCCCAUUUGCCGGUGGACCAGAACCUGAAACCCGAGCCACCCUUGGCAGUGCGGCCCUCUCGCCCAGCUCCCCUGCCUCCCUCAGCACAGCAGAGAAUGAAUGCGGUAGCCCCCAAACUCCUAACCUGUAACCGUCCUGCCUAUGAGGACCUAGGAAAGGAGGCCCCCGAGAAUAUGGAAAAGACUUUGGACCAGCCUUCCCAGUGCCCGUUAGUAUUGGUGAGAAUUCAGGAAAUGGAACAGGACUUGGAUAUGUAUAGCAGGGCUCACGAAGAGCUAAACUUAAUGCUGGAGAAGCAAGAGGAAUCCUUAAGGGCAGAGACCCUGGAGAAUCUUGCAUUCUACGAGAGCAACAUUGAAAAUUUGAAUAUGGAAAUCCAGCAACUUAGAGAAAUGACGCUCCUCUCCUCCCAGUCUUCAUCUCCGGUGGCUGCUUCCACGGAAAACCCAGAGCAGAGGAUGCUGGAGAAGAGAGCCAAGGUGGUAGAUGAACUUCAUCAGACGGAACGAGACUACGUUCGGGAUCUGGAAAUGUGUAUUGAGAGGAUCAUGGUACCCCUGCAGCAGGCACAGAUACCAAACAUUGAUUUUGAGGGACUUUUUGGAAAUAUGCAGAUGGUGAUAAAGGUCUCAAAACAAUUAUUGGCCGAUCUGGAAAUCAGCGAUGCUGUAGGACCUGUGUUUCUUGAGCACCGGGAUGAGCUUGAGGGAACUUACAAGGUUUAUUGCCAGAAUCACGACGAGGCCAUCUCGCUGCUGGAAAUCUAUGAGAAGGAUGAGAGGAUCCAGAAGCAUCUCCAGGACUCCGUGGCAGAGCUUAAGAGCCUGUACAGCGAAUGGGGAUGCACAAAUUAUAUUAAUCUGGGCUCCUUCCUCAUCAAACCAGUGCAGAGAGUAAUGCGUUACCCACUGCUGCUAAUGGAGUUGCUGAAUUCCACCCCAGAAUCCCACCCGGAUAAAGCGCCUUUAACCAAAGCAGUCCUUGCAGUCAAGGAAAUCAACGUUAACAUUAAUGAAUAUAAACGUCGAAAGGAUCUGGUCCUCAAGUACCGGAAGGGCGAUGAAGAUAGCCUCAUGGAGAAAAUUUCUAAACUGAACAUCCACUCCAUCAUCAAGAAAUCCAACCGCGUGAGCAGCCACCUGAAGCACCUCACUGGCUUUGCUCCCCAGAUAAGAGAUGAAGCAUUUGAAGAAACAGAAAAGAACUUCCGAAUGCAGGAACGACUGAUCAAAUCUUUUAUACGAGACCUGUCUCUCUACCUCCAGCACAUCCGGGAGUCAGCCUGUGUGAAGGUGGUGGCUGCGGCGAGCAUGUGGGACGUGUGCAUGGAGAAGGGACACAAGGACCUGGAACAGUUCGAGAAGGUGCAUCGCUACAUCAGCGACCAGCUCUUCGCCAGCUUUAAGGAGAGGACAGUGCGGCUGGUCAUCUCCCCCCUCAACCAGCUGCUCAGCAUGUUCACAGGGCCCCACAAGCUGGUGCAGAAGCGCUUCGACAAGCUGCUGGACUUGUACAACUGCACCGAGCGGGCGGAGAAGCUCAAGGACAAGAAGACGCUGGAGGAGCUGCAGUCGGCCCGCAACAACUACGAGGCCCUGAACGCGCAGCUGCUGGAUGAGGUGCCCAAGUUCCAGCAGCUCGCCCAGGGCCUCUUCACCAACUGCGUCCACGGCUACGCCGAGGCCCACUACACCUUCGUGCGCCAGGCUCUGGAGCAGCUGAAGCCCCUGCUCUCGUUACUCAAAGCUGCCGGCAGAGAGGGAAACCUCAUUGCCGUCUUCCACGAGGAGCACAGCAGGGUUCUGCAGCAGCUGCAGGUUUUCACCUUCUUCCCAGAGGCUCUCCCAGCUACCAAGAGGCCGUUUGAGAGGAAGACCAUGGACCGCCAGUCUGCUCGGAAGCCACUCCUGGGCCUGCCAACUUACAUGCUGCAGACGGAAGAACUCCGGGCCUCUCUUCUGGCGAGGUACCCCCCAGAAAAGCUCUUCCAAGCCGACCGGAACUUCAAUGCCGCUCAGGACCUGGAUGUCUCCCUUCUGGAAGGCGACCUGGUGGGCGUGAUCAAGAAGAAGGACCCCAUGGGCAGCCAGAACCGCUGGCUGAUUGACAAUGGAGUCACCAAAGGCUUCGUGUACAGCUCCUUCCUGAAGCCCUACAACGCCCGCCGCAGCCACUCCGACGUCUCUGUGGGCAGCCACUCCUCCACCGAGUCCGAGCUCAGCAGCUCCUCCCCCAGGUUCCCCCGGCAGAACAGCAACAGCACCUUGGCCUUCAGCCCCGGCGGCACGGCCGUGGCCUUCACGUCGGGGCCUGGCCAGAAACAGCCUCCAGAUGCGUCUUCGCUGAAGGAACUGGACCAGGCCGCUCUCAGCGCUCCCUUAAACGUGGGCCGUUCAGAGAGCAGUCCUUCCAGCUGCCCGUCAGACCCGCACUCCGCCUCCCAGCCCAGGCCCUGGGACUCCGCCGACGUGGCCCAAGACGUGGCCCAGCCGGCACCCACCCCGAGGAGCUACCGAAGCGCCCGGCACCCGGAGGUGGCUGGCUGCUCCGUGCCAGGGCGAAACGGGCAAGAUAACGGCCUCCUGAAAGGAUGUGUAGGAACAGCCCAGAAUGUGGAAGAUAAAAACGAAGAGCCGGAGAGCAGCGAGGCAUUAGGCAACCAGGUCUAUUUUGCUGUCUAUACCUUCAAGGCACGGAACCCAAAUGAGCUGAGUGUGUCAGCUAAUCAGAGACUCAAGAUCCUGGACUUUAAAGACGUUACAGGAAAUACAGAAUGGUGGUUGGCCGAAGUUAAUGGGAAGAAGGGCUAUGUUCCAUCCAAUUAUAUUCGCAAAGCUGAGUACACCUGA